This is a messenger RNA of Cetraspora pellucida, 266 nucleotides long. NCBI's taxonomy places the organism in Eukaryota, Fungi, Glomeromycota, Glomeromycetes, Diversisporales, Gigasporaceae. The record is from the annotation of a GenBank genome assembly.
UUAUUUGCAUGGUACGUUGAUUCCAAAAAUUUCGCAGAAGCCAUCUGUCCGCUUUAUGCGAGAUUACUUGCAUUCCCAAUGCAAUAUUAUAUUCCAACGCAGCUACGUAACUAUGCCAAAGAGAGGUUAGCAAGACAUGGUAUAGAAAGCGUUGGCGAUAUUGGAUCUAUUUUGGAUAAGAAUAAAAAGAUCAAUAAAAUUGUUUACGAAUCGUAUGAUAUGUUGCAGAAGAAACUAGGAACAUCCGAAUUUUUUUUUGGAGAUCA